This is a messenger RNA of Penicillium roqueforti, 3306 nucleotides long. RefSeq lists its product as uncharacterized. Bases 1 to 3306 code for a protein of 1101 amino acids. The transcript is spliced from 2 exons. Lineage: Eukaryota; Fungi; Ascomycota; Eurotiomycetes; Eurotiales; Aspergillaceae. The record is from RefSeq and is a predicted model, not a curated record.
AUGUGGAGACGUGAUCUGGAGUACGCAGUCCGGCACAUGGAAAAGGAAAGGAAUUGGGACACUUCUCCAUCAGUUUCACAGGGCUCCCAGCCUUCGCCGGUAGCUCUCCUUCGAAUAUGCAUACGGUACAAACAUUUAUACACGCGGCUGUCCUCGAAUCUUACCUUUUGGUUCUCUGUUACCGAUGAUUUCCAUGCUGCCUCUGGCUGGCAUGAAGAACGGGUCAGGUCCUUUGUUCAAAAAAAGCUCUCAGAAUACCGCUAUCGGGAUCACACUGUUCGCCCUGUCGACCCUGAUGGUUACCGGAUGGAAUCACUUUUAUGGGAAAUGAUGGAACACAUCAGUUUCAUCAAAUGGCGGUCGGAGCUGAGACGCUCCGAUUACAGAUACCGAUCUCCAACGCCUCUUCCUCAAUCUGAUUUGGAUAUGACUUGGCAAGACGUCGAAGAAGCCAUAUUGGAGCGGGUCAAGUCCGCAGCAAUGCGCUGUGACUUUGAUCAGGCCAAGUGGCUCCUGCUUCAAUUCAAAGACAACCAAAAACCAGAAUCAUACAUCAAGGAAUUUGAGUCUAAUAAAAGUCUACAUGAGCAAAUAGAGAAGCAGCGCGAAAUGGAAAGCGCUAAAGCAGAGAGUGAUGGUGAAUGGGAGAAAGCCAAAUCCUCGCUGCUUUCAAUGGAGAACAAGGUGAGAUCGGGCCGGCUCCUUGUCGCGUUGGAAAGGAGACAAGCAAUACAAAACAAAUACAACAGAAGCCUUCAAGAAGAGACUGUAUUGGCGCAAUUUGUUGAUCGUGACUUGACUAAGGCCUGUGAUCUGGUGUCUCUGAUGAAAGGCAAGAGGCCCAAAGCAUUAGUGGCAUUAUUCAAGUGCAACGAGGCUUUGGCUAAGGGUGACUUUAGCGGCGCGAAGUCUAUACUUUCAGAUCCACAACUGGCAUCGGUCCAUAUGGCAUUAGAGCCCAUAGUGGACCUCGCGGAAGCCCUGCACAAUGAGGACCAAGAUAAAGCCACUUCUCUAUCUCUGCGUCUAAAAGUGGAUGGCGAGAACUUUGGACGAAUCCUCUUGAACUCAUCAGCCGGCGUCAGUACAGAGAGGUGCGAUGGCCAUGUUGAAGUCGUGAGCUUGCUACAGCCCGAGGAACCGUUAAGUGAUGCCGACAUUGAAUUCCAAAAACGAAGCAAAGAAGAAUCAUUGUGCGGUGACUGGAAUGAAGCCAAGAGGUUGCUGCUCCUGAUUCCGAAGAAGACGGUGUCCGGACCACUCCUCAGAAAAUUGGAAGCGGAGCGAUCAGCAUUUUACGAGGCGGACAAGGAUUUAGAAAAACAAGCCAAAGAGGCAGAGAUGAAGGGUGACUGGGAGGGGGCGAAGUCUCUCCUAUCUCGUAUCAAAAGCGAUUUCGGCAAAUUCCUUCUUGCGGCAUUGGCAUACAGUGAGGCACGUUUGACGCACAAAGACGAGCACAUGGAAAUACUUGUUCAGCUUCAGAAGAAAUACCCCGAUGCUCGCCUUGAACAGGUGAAAUUCACACAGUACUUUGAACAUGCAGAACGGAAUGGGCCCCCAGAGAGAGCCACCGACCUGCAUAGUCUUUUUGUUGGGGAAAAGAUGUUUGGAACUGGUGUUCUCUGGAGCGAGCCCGAUGAUUUCCGCAAGGUGUUCGAGAUGAUGGCUGAAGAUAUGCGCGAUACCUACGACAGGGCAUGGUACUGUCUGCCAGCUCCGACCAUGCGAUCACCAACUGCAUCUCGAAGUCAAGCUGGGGAAGGCCACAUUGCUGAGAACCCUCCGUCAGAAACUACGCAGGUAGAGCCCCGUGGUUGUCCAGGCACUAGCCCAUCCUCAUCGUCACUGCCUGCAAUACCUCGCGACCCAUGCAUUAUGACCCCUAAUUGGACGGUGAUCCGAGAGUAUCAGCGGGACCGACCUGAAUUGCCGUCGCUGAGCCUUGAUCAGCAGCUAGUUCUGUUUCAAAUCUGCAUUGUGCACAAAAGCCGUUACACAAAAUCGCAAGGCAAUCUCGACUUCUGGCAUCGUGUUGCUGAUCAAUUUUGGGAGGUUUCGGGCUGGCACUGGAAACGUGUCAGGACGCUGGUACAAACAAAGUUACGUUCCCAGGCUUCGUGUGAUCGUGGACCUCAACUGGCACCACUCAUAGAUGAAUUACGUUCCCAUAUACAUGCCAUCAGUCAUCCGAACCGAAGCAACAUGGCUCAAUCGAGUUCGCGGUCGCCAGUGGUUCAAGGCCAAGCAGGAAGACUUUCUGGGCAAAGCUAUGUGAAUGAAUUACCUAAAAUCCCGGUAGAAAUCAUUCUUGCGCAGGGCGCUGCGAAGCGAACAUUCUCACAGACUGGGUUCGAUGUCGAGAUAAGUUCGGAUGACGAUUUGCCUACACAUCAUGCCUCGCGACCCCGACAUAACGGCCCGGCUAGCGUCCCGGCUAGCUCUUCUGUCAGCAUACAUACUCAACCUUUGGUCACGACAGAGUCUGCGCAAGACCUUAUAGCGAAGAUCCAGGAAGCAAAAGAGCAAUAUGAUUAUGAUAAAGCCAAGUCUCUGCUGCUUCAGAUCCCUGACAAGAAAAUCCUCGAACCUCUCCUCAAGGCUUUGGACGUCUGUCGCGAAACUCAAAUCCGCACUAACAAAGAGCUUGAAAAGCAAUCCAAGGAAGCUGAGUUGAAGGAAGACUGGGCUAUGGCCAAGUCUAAACUGUCUAGCAUUAAGGGCGAGGACCCCAGUUUCCUUUUGUCGGCAUUGCAAUUCAGUCGAAUACGGAUAUCAUGGGCUUACGAAGAACUCGAUCCAUGUGACUUGAUUGACCAGAUCAUAAAAGACUACUCCGAUCCACGCCUUGAGCAAGUGAGACUUGACAACGAGCUUUCGGAUGCAGAAAUGUCUGGCAACCCGCAGAGAAUUGGUCACUAUCGUGGGUUGCUUCGCGCCAACCAGAGAAGGAUAGGUGUUCUCUGGGAAAAACCCGAUGAUUUUCGCAAGGUAUUCCAGAUUAUGGCUGCAGAAAUGCGCGGUGCUCGUGACAAGGUUUGGUACGCAAACCCCGCUCGAGCUAAGCCAACAGGAUUUCAAUCCAACUCCGAUGAUGACGCUGGUUCUGGUUCUGCCCCUGGUCUGGGAUGGAAACCUCGGCCUCAACCUCGAUCUCGGCGUCCAGAUAUCGACAAAGAACUCAACUUGUUAGACAAGGCACGAGCAGAGCUAAUCAAAGGGUACGAUAAGGCCAAAGCUAUCCUACGCAAGGGAUCGAGUGAAGAUAACAAAGAAGCCAUUAAAGCAUUGGAGUGCAGUGCAUAA